AUUUUAUUCUAUUAUGAUGUGACACUUUGACACAGACGGAUUCAUGGCUAACUAUAACAACUGCUGCUUUGUUGGAAUUAUCCUUGCAAUCGCGGUGAACGUGGCUGACGGGUGGCACGCGUUCGACAACACCGAGUACCACUGCUGGGAUCUUACCGCCAGUGCCACCAACCCCGUACCCGUCAGCUGUGAAGGAUUCGAACUGCGGUGGGUGUCGAUUCCUGGAGAAACAAUACGAGCACAGGACGAGUUCAGUCUAACGUUCGAAUUCAUCGUCAACGACGCAUUUUACACGUUCGCCGUAAACAACGGCUACUUUGACGGUAUAGGGUCAGUCACGACGGCGACGGAGGCAAAGACGUGGUGCGAGACAACGGUAUGCCCGGAAGCGAAGGACGCCACGAAGACCAACUGCUGUAUAUGGCACGUGAACGUCCACUCCUGCCCCCUUGCGGACACCACGAACGGGCUGUGCGGGCCCUGGAUCUCGCCCAGUGGCUCUACGUUUACGCACUCGGAAGUACUUGUGGGCAGCGUGAAUACCGGUAACUGGACAUGUCAUGUCGCGGGUCUCUACCAGACGGGUGUGACGUCUCUUAUUGCGCACUUCCGGAUAGCGGGGAUACAGAUGGCGUUGGAAACUAAAACCAAAGUCACCCCCAGAGCAGAGUGCGGUAACGGUGACUGUGAGAGCGACGAGGGUGAAGACUGCGAGUCGUGCCCCAAGGACUGCGGUAAAUGUCCCCUCAAAGCGUGGCAGAUCGGCCUCAUAGCUGCAUUCUCAUUCAUGGCAGUGCUAGGUGCGGCAGGGGUCAUUCUGUAUUUCCAAAUUCAGAAGAGAAAACUGCUGUGGGAUGAGAGUUGGAUCGUUCCGUUGGAGGACAUCAAAGAAGACGAGGGCAUGCAUGGCGGGUUCGGGAGUAUGUUGGGCAGCACGAUGGACCUGUCCACCACCGCCAGCGACGGAACCCGCAGUAUGGCCGUGUCUGCUGCGAAACGACAGGUGUUCGUCAAGACAGCCAUGCUGCGGGGACGUACAGUGGCGGUUCGUCACGUGCGGAAGAAGGAGUUUACGCUCACCAAGAAGGUCCGCCUCGAUGUCAGGGCCGUCAGAGAGUGCGAUAACGUGAAUCUGUGCCGGUUUUUGGGCGCGAGCAUCGUGGCACCCAACAUCCGUGUUCUAACGGAGUACUGUCCUAAGGGGAGCCUCAGUGAUGUCCUCCUUAAUGAUGACAUUCCACUCAACUGGGCCUUCCGAUUUUCAUUCGCGGCGGACGUGUCACGCGGAAUGCAGCACCUGCACAAUCACCACCUCUACCACGGCCGCCUCAAGUCCAACAACUGUGUCGUGGACGACAGAUGGACCGUCAAAAUUACAGAUUAUGGUCUGCGGACGUUACGUGAGAAUGAUGACGUAACGCUGGAUGGGGGCGAUUGCGACUCGGCGGAUUUUGAAGACGACGAGGACGAGUUUUACCAGGGGCGGCGCGCGCGCAUCUACAUAGCGCCGGAGUUCGCCGACGUCAAAGAGUUUGAGCCGACGGCCGCCUGUGACGUGUACGCCUUUGCUAUCAUAUUGAUUGAGAUAGCAACAAGAAAUGAUCCGUAUGGUGACGAAGACGCGUUCAGUGUGCCGGCGUACUGGAAGCCCCCAUUUCCGGAUCUUUCACCCGAUGCUUGUGAAAACAAGGACGACAUCUGCCCGUGCGCAGAACACUACCUGCAUUUGAUCGACCAGUGUUGGGACGACGACCCAGAAAUGAGGCCGACAUUUGAUGCCAUCAAGAAGACUAUCCAUCGCAUUAACCCCAGCAAACUCAGCCCCGUUGACCUCAUGAUGGCGAUGAUGGAGAAAUAUUCCAAACACCUUGAAUCCAUCGUGACUGAUAGGACACAGGAUCUCGUCGCUGAGAAGGCCAAAACCGACCGACUGCUCUAUAGUAUGUUGCCUAAAGCUGUGGCCGACGAUCUGCGACUUGGCAAACCUAUUGAGGCCAAGUAUCACAACGGAUGUACCAUCUACUUCAGCGACAUAGUAGGUUUCACGACGAUCUCAGGUGGGAGCACAGCGAUGGAAGUGGUGGGGCUACUGAACAAACUCUACAUCACUUUUGACGAAAUCAUCGACAAGUAUAACGUGUACAAGGUCGAGACAAUCGGAGACGCGUAUAUGGUGGUUUCUGGGAUCCCGUUGGCGACCCCGUACCACGCCCGCGAGAUAGCCGACAUGUCCAUCGACCUUGUGGCUGCCUGUAAGGUCUUCACUAUCCCGCACAUGCCAGGGGAGCCGCUCAAAAUCAGGGUUGGCCUGCACUCAGGUUCAGCAUGUGCGGGCGUGGUUGGCCUGAAGAUGCCACGCUACUGUCUGUUCGGGGACACAGUCAACACAGCCUCAAGGAUGGAGUCGAACGGUGAAGCAUACAGGAUACAUAUCAGCAACUUCACGUAUGAAGAGUUGGUCAAGUUGAACAAGUAUACUAUUGAACAGAGAGGAAAAAUACCGGUAAAGGGCAAAGGUGAAAUGAUGACCUGGUGGCUGACAGGCUAUGACCCAACAUUCCUGGCGGAGAAGGCGAAGUUAGAACAGUUAGAAGUAAACCAGGAUGACAACAAAAACAGUCUUAUAUCCAUGAAAUCCCCGUCUGCUAAACUACAUGCCACGUUUGAGAACAUGAACUCCUUUCAGACAGAAAAGAAAUCCGAACAAGUGAAACACUUCAUAAACCAUACUCAAAAUACAACUUUGCAGUCCGAUAUGGUUCCAAAUAAGACUUCAAAGUACACUUUGACCGAUGCAAACAAAGAUAAAGUGUCAUACAACAUAAGCAGUCACCUGUCACACUCCUCGGACACUGAUAACUGCAGCAGUGAAACUAAUAACAGGGAUGAUUGCAAUAAUAAAGAAACUGGCCACGGUGAGGAAGACACUAAAGAUACACCAGGAAUAUCUGUAAACCACAGAGAAGACAAUACAAGCACAGUUGACCUAUAUAACACAGCGGACAGUGACUGUCUGUUUACUCCAGUUGAGAUGUCCGUGGCAGAGCCGGGCACAAGCCAGAGGAAGAUCAGCAGAAUCAGCAACAUGACCAGUGACUCGGGGUUCACGGAUAGGUCGGAUGACGUAAGCGAUGUGCACGAAAUCGUCGUGCGCAGUUGUUCGUCUUUGCAAGAGAUAUUGGACGAAGACGACGAUGCCGCGGCACUCGAAGAUCACAGUAUCAACGGGUAACAAGCUACACAAGGGGAACAGAAUGCUAUAGCGAACUAUAUGAAGAGAUAGUUUCAAAGUUAUUGUUUUUGAAGUGGUUUUUGAAGUGGAACAGGAAAUAAAACAAUGAUAUGUUGUUCUUCAUUGUAAAGGAUUAAAAGCUUCCUACGUGAUUCAUCCUCGUUCAUCAGAGUGGUGAUAC
This is a messenger RNA of Mya arenaria, 3413 nucleotides long. Its product is annotated as atrial natriuretic peptide receptor 2-like. Lineage: Eukaryota; Metazoa; Mollusca; Bivalvia; Myida; Myidae. Gene Ontology annotation, molecular function: protein kinase activity; ATP binding; guanylate cyclase activity. Gene Ontology annotation, biological process: receptor guanylyl cyclase signaling pathway; cGMP biosynthetic process; intracellular signal transduction. The record is from RefSeq and is a predicted model, not a curated record. Bases 44 to 3232 code for a protein of 1062 amino acids. The transcript has 23 exons.